This is a messenger RNA of Prunus armeniaca (apricot), 1998 nucleotides long. The record is from the annotation of a GenBank genome assembly. NCBI's taxonomy places the organism in Eukaryota, Viridiplantae, Streptophyta, Magnoliopsida, Rosales, Rosaceae.
AUGGAGAGCUUCAAAGCUCCAUUCAGGGGAAUUGCAAAAGAUGUCAAAGGAAGAGCAUUGUGCUAUAAACAAGAUUGGACUUCAGGUUUUCGUUCAGGAAUCGGGAUUUUGGCCCCAACUGCCUACAUCUUCUUUGCUUCAGCUCUUCCUGUUAUAGCUUUUGGCGAGCAACUGAGCAGAGAUACAGAUGGAAGCUUGAGCACAGUGGAAACCCUGGCCUCUACUGCUAUUUGUGGUAUAAUACACUCAAUUCUAGGUGGGCAACCUCUCUUGAUUUUAGGAGUUGCAGAACCCACUGUCAUCAUGUAUACCUACUUGUACAACUUUGCAAAAGGAAGGAAAGAUUUGGGACGCGAGUUGUAUUUGGCUUGGGUUGGAUGGGUUUGCGUCUGGACAGCUCUUUUUCUAGUUCUUCUUGCAAUAUUCAAUGCUUGUGAUAUAAUCAACAAGUUCACGAGGAUUGCAGGCGAACUUUUUGGCAUGUUGAUUUCUGUCUUGUUUAUUCAAGAGGCUAUCAAGGGUAUAGUGAGUGAGUUCAAAAUUCCCAAAGGUGAAGAUUCAAAGAAAGAGACACAUCAAUUUCCGUGGCUUUACACAAAUGGACUGCUGGGGGUCAUAUUUACUUUUGGCCUCCUAUAUACUGCUCUGAAGAGCAGAAAAGCAAGGUCAUGGUGGUAUGCAACAGGGAGGUUCAGAAGUUUCAUUGCAGAUUAUGGUGUUCCUUUAAUGGUGCUACUGUGGACUGCGCUGUCAUUCAGUGUACCACGCAAUGUUCCCUCAGAUAUUCCCAGAAGGCUCUACAGCCCUCUGGCUUGGGAGUCUGCAUCUUUACACCAUUGGACUGUCAUGAAGGAUAUGGGGAAGGUUCCUCCUGCAUACGUCUUUGCUGCUAUUAUACCUGCUGUGAUGGUAGCGGGACUUUACUUUUUUGACCAUAGUGUCGCUUCGCAGCUGGCACAACAACAGGAAUUCAAUCUAAAGAAGCCUUCUGCAUACCAUUAUGAUAUGUUGUUGCUGGGACUUAUGACACUGCUUUGUGGAUUGAUUGGGCUUCCUCCUUCUAACGGGGUCCUGCCACAGUCACCGAUGCACACUAAGAGCCUUGCUGUUCUCAAGAGGCAGUUGAUUCGAAAGAAAAUGGUGAAGAGUGCUAAGGAAAGUAUAAAGCAGAAAGCUAGCAACUCUGAAAUCUAUGGAAAAUUGCAAGCUGUGUUCAUAGAGAUGGACAACUCGACUACACCUACAUCACAAGUUAAAGAGCUGGAAGAUUUGAAGGAGGCAGUUAUGAAAAGUGAAAAUAAAGGGGAUAAUGCAAAGGAUGCAUUUGAUCCUGAGAAGCACAUUGAUGAUUACCUGCCUGUCCGAGUUAAAGAGCAGAGAGUGAGCAAUCUGUUACAGUCGCUUCUUGUGGCAGCAUCAGUUUUUGCUAUGCCAGCCAUCAAGAAGAUACCAAAAUCAGUUCUGUGGGGAUACUUUGCUUACAUGGCCAUUGACAGUCUUCCAGGGAACCAAUUCUGGGAAAGGCUGUUACUUCUCUUCAUCACCCCUAGCCGGCGGUACAAGGUCUUGGAAGGUGGUCAUGCUUCCUUUGUGGAGUCGGUGCCAUUCAAAUACAUAGCCAUAUUUACACUCUUCCAGCUUGUAUACUUCUUGGUCUGUUUCGGGGUGACAUGGAUCCCUGUAGCCGGCAUUUUGUUCCCCUUGCCAUUCUUCCUUCUCAUAAUAAUAAGACAGCAUCUCCUCCCCAGAUUCUUUCAACCACAUCACUUGCAGGAAAUGGACUCAGCUGAAUGGGAGGAAGUCGCUGGUGCUCCAAAACGUUCUCUCAGUCUUCCCAGGGAGUUAGAAACUUCUAACGAAGAUGAUGGAAUGGAGAUGUGUGAUGCUGAGAUAUUAGACGAGUUAACAACCAGCAGAGGGGAGCUGAAGAUCAAAGCCAGCUUCAGUGAAGAGAGACGUGGUCAGAUUUACCCUGAAAUAAUUGGCCAAAAAGAGUGA